GAAUAUCCUCUCGAGUAAGGGGCGUGGUCCACAGUCUAUAAAGCAAAAUGACUACAACUGAAGCAAACUCUGUUUUUGAGGAGCCUCCCGCUCCACAAAGACUUGAACAUGACCCAGAAGAUCAAGAAGAGGCCAUUCCUCCUCCUGAGCAAGUGGGUCCUCCACCAGAAGCUGGGAGAACCUGUGAUCCAUUUAUUGACAGGUUUCCGAGUAUGAUGAAUCAUGACAACAUAUCUGCAGUCCUGGAUGAGCAAGCACAUAUGAUGUCAGUGUUUGAGGUCACCAAUGAGAAGUUAGCGAGUGUGAACAGAAUAUCAGAGCGCAGUUACUUCAAUACGUCUGUGGAGCUACGACAGACCACCAAAACACCUGUUACUAUUGUGUUUAUGGCUGCUCUUUUUGUUCAUUUUAGGAAAGAAGCGUUAGCACUUCAGGAACACUGUGCACAGACCUGUACUGCACACUAUAGGGCGCCUGAACUGUUUGAAGUGCCCUCCAAUUGUACGAUCACAGCUAAGACAGAUGUGUGAUCACUAGGCUGCUCUCUCUAUGCCGCUGCCUUUGGUAAUAGUCCGUGUGAUGGCUCCGCCCUUUCCGCUAUGAGUGGACGAAUCACCUUCCCCAGAGAACAUUUGUACUCUGAGGAGUUUUGUGAGCUGGUGGUGUGUGUGUUGAGUGUGGACCCAGACAGCCGGCCGAGUGUCACGGAGGUGGAGGACAGACUCACCACCCUCCUACAACAAGUUGAAGAAGAGGACUGAAAACAUUCAUCCUUAUUACACUACAUGGUCCCCCCUUCAUUUUGUACACAUCUUAUUUAUUUUCUGUAAUUCGUUUUAUGUUCUCUCACCUAUUAUAUAGUUCAGCUAAAAAUGUAAUAUUAAUAAGA
This is a messenger RNA of Halichondria panicea, 889 nucleotides long. RefSeq lists its product as uncharacterized. Bases 48 to 530 code for a protein of 160 amino acids. Gene Ontology annotation, molecular function: protein serine/threonine kinase activity. NCBI's taxonomy places the organism in Eukaryota, Metazoa, Porifera, Demospongiae, Suberitida, Halichondriidae. The transcript is spliced from 4 exons. Gene Ontology annotation, cellular component: Golgi apparatus; cytoplasm. The record is from RefSeq and is a predicted model, not a curated record.